Acanthamoeba castellanii str. Neff is the source of this 1278-nucleotide messenger RNA. Its product is annotated as cudA family protein. The record is from RefSeq and is a predicted model, not a curated record. Bases 1 to 1278 code for a protein of 425 amino acids. The transcript is spliced from 10 exons. NCBI's taxonomy places the organism in Eukaryota, Discosea, Longamoebia, Acanthamoebidae.
AUGGAUGCUCCCACCCCUCAUCUAGGCGCUUCGUUUCCACCUGUCACCGCUGGGCUCGCCCCCUCCCUAUGCGUGCUCAAGCAGAAUUCGCUGUCCGAGGAGAAAUUCACCCGAGGAGGUAAGCCGCACAAGGUGCACGUGGUGGUGAAGAACAGCCCCUUCGUGGUCUCCCUGGCCACCGCCGCCAGCAACAAGCCCUUCGGUCCGCUGGACAUGAUGUCGUUGGCCAAGUACUUCACCAACGGCGAGCUUGAUCUGGGCAAGCUCACGUUUGACUGCAAGCUCCUCUACGACACCGAAAACGGAUCCGAGAAGGAGGUGGACUUCGUGGAGAACAAGCCCUUCCAGUUCAAGGUGAACGUGGUGAACGGGGGCCGGCAGGUGGACAUCGAGGUGCGGCUCAAGGUGCUGAGCUCACAGCACGAGGACAUGUUCUUCGUGGUCAAGUUCAUGGCCCUCGACCCGCUCACCAAGCGCGAGGUGUCCCCCUACCUCGUCGUCCACUCCCUCCCCAUCAAAGUCAUCUCCAAACCGGAGCAGCUCAAGAAGCGGCGGCCGAGCAAGAAGCGCACCCUCAACGACAUGCUCAUCGAGGCCCUCACGCGCAUCGAGCAGAACCAGCAAUCCCAGCAGCAACUGCUGGACCAGCUGGCCGAGGGUACGGGCAUCACCGUCGAGAUCGAGGACGACGAAGACGAAGACAGCGGGGACGGCGAAGGAUCGGAUGGAGACGAAGGGGAGGGCUUCUUUUCGCAGGGCGGCGGCGGCGAGCAGCUCAGCGCGCACCAGCAACAGCAGCAGCUCCACCAGCAGCUGCAGCAACAGCACCACCAGCAGCUCCUCAUGCAGCAGCAGCAGCAGCAGCAGCAGCAGCAGCAACAGUUUAUGGGCCACCAGCAGCUGCCGCCCCACAUGCAGCAGCAGCAGCAGCAGCCGGCCCAGCACGCCGCCUCAGCCCCGGCCUCCGCUGUCGCUGACCCGGCGAUGGAGUUCGAGGAGGCGCUCGACACGCUGCUGCAGAAGUACUCAGCCGUGCCCGACAGCGAACGCGAGGCCAAAAUCCAGAAGGUCCUCCUCCAGUCCCCGCUCUCUCGAGAAAACCUGGUGGAGCUCUACGACCUGUUCGUGUCGGAGGGCCUGCAGCCGCCCCCAGGCGCCGACAUGGAAGGGGAGGGCAGCGGCGUGCCGGUGAGUGGGGAGUGCGCGUGUCCGUCGUGUCCCCACCGAGCGGAGCUCGAGCGGAUCGAGGUGUUCUACCGCGACGUCUUCCAUCUUUGA